This is a messenger RNA of Lactuca sativa (garden lettuce), 873 nucleotides long. The record is from RefSeq and is a predicted model, not a curated record. NCBI's taxonomy places the organism in Eukaryota, Viridiplantae, Streptophyta, Magnoliopsida, Asterales, Asteraceae.
ACCAGUUCCUAAUCCACUCAUCCACCAUUAACAAAUCUAACUGUUCACUUUCUAAUCUAAUCCAACGACACCAAAAGCAAAACUGAAGAAACAGUGAUGACAAUGGCUCCAUCGUCGCCGGCGGUAGUUAAAGUGUCGCCAUGGCACACACCGGUACCGUACUUCUUCGGAGGUUUAGCUGCCGUUUUGGGUCUCAUUGCGUUUGCUCUCUUGAUUCUCGCCUGCACCUACUUAAAUGUUACCGACGAUGACCAGAACGACGGCGACGGAGAGAGAGACCUUGAAGCCGGAGAUGCCAAAUCCGAUAAUCACAAGAAGGAACUCACUGUUUUCGAAGACAAGUAUCUGGUAAUCAUGGCGGGAGAAGCGAAACCGACUUUUUUGGCAACACCUGUUACAAACAAAACGUUGUCUUUUGGUAGUUGUGGCUGCCGGAAUAACCCAUCGGAGAAAUUGUCGACGUCGGAGAAGGUGAAAGAAGGGAGCAACGAUCAGCUACAAGUAAGGAACAUCGACAAUCAGUAGACCCCAGAUCAGCUCCAUUAGCAUUAGCUUCUUCUGCUUUUGCUUUUAAAAAAUUCAUGGGAGAGUCUUGACUAAUCGAGCCAUCUGAUAUCAGUUUUGUUCAUCGAAAACGGUGGUGAUCGUGGAGAGCAUGUUAGAUACAGUGAGGGCUUCCAUAGGUGAUUGUAGGGCUUGUUCUUGUUUUCUUCUUCAACUGAGUGUACUUGUUUGUACAUACAAUUAAAGUCGCUAAAAUUCAAUUUGAUGAAGAACAAAAUUCAGUACUGCUUAAAACAUUUACACUAAUUUAAAUGUUAUUAUUUGUAAUUUAAAUUUUCAUUUAAUGUAAUAUCUCUGGUUGUUUAUUUA